CACAUCAGCCGGCGUCGCUGCGUAUACGCGGUGGGCAUCGCUCUAUCAGUUCUGUUGUCAUUGCGCUGGGAGAAGGAUCCACUCACCUGUGAAUGGUUGUUUACCUUCGUUGAUGCACUUGACAUUCCCACAAUCGUUUGAAAGCAGUACCUUGAUUGCUCCCAACCCACGUGUAGUCCUUUUGACACCUUCCUUCGAAUUUAUUUGUGACUAAAAUUGUGCGAUUUAUAUUUAGAGAUCAUAACAUAUUCGUCUGGAAAACUCAUAUUGGCUUUUGGAUUCAAGGCACAGUGAUUCGAGAUGGCUGUCACGGUGAAUCAGGUCGUCCCCUUAGCGGUAGGCGUCCUGGUGGUGAUCGCCGGUGCCGUCAUUGCCAACUAUCUGUACAGUAACAGCAAGAAAGACAAAAGCAAAUCCAGCAAAGAUGAUUCCAGCAAGAAACCUGCCGGACAGUUGCGCACCCUGGUUGAUCCACAGGAAAAGUACAUGUUGCCGCUGAUUGAGAAGGAGGAAAUAUCGCACGACACCCGCCGAUUCCGGUUCGGGUUGAACUCGGGCAAACACAUUCUGGGACUUCCGGUGGGCCAGCAUAUCCACCUUUCGGCCACCAUCAAUGAGGAGUUGGUGAUUCGUGCGUACACGCCGGUGUCAUGCGACGAUGACCAGGGUUUCGUUGAUUUGGUUGUGAAAGUGUACAAGAAGGGAGUGCAUCCCAAGUUCCCGGAGGGUGGCAAAAUGUCGCAGUACCUGGAAAGCUUAGCCAUUGGCGAUAGGAUUGCGUUCCGUGGUCCAUCGGGACGGCUGCAGUACCUGAGCAAUGGGAAGUUUUCUAUUAAGAAGCUGCGGAAGGAUCCGGCACAAAUCUACGAAGCUGAUAAGGUCAGCCUGAUCGCUGGUGGCACUGGUAUCACUCCCAUGCUUCAACUGGUUCGUGAAGUCCUGAAGCAUGCCGAUACAGACAAGACUAAACUAUCCUUGAUCUUUGCCAACCAGACCGAAGACGAUAUUCUCCUGAAGCCGGAGUUGGACGAUCUGGCAGCCCGUUAUCCGGACCAGUUCAAACUGUGGUACACUCUGGAUCGCCCGAAACCCGAGUGGACCCAAGGUAAAGGCUUUAUCACCGAUCAGAUGAUCAAGGAGCAUCUGUUCGAGCCGUCUCCGAAUACCCUGGUGCUGAUGUGCGGCCCCCCUCCAAUGGUCAACUAUGCCUGCAUACCGGCGCUGGAAAAACUGGGCUACCAGAUGGACCGUACCUUCGCCUACUAAGUACCAACCUAUCUAUCACGAUCCAUCAGUGAAAAGUUUUAAAAGACAUCGUUCAUAGAUUACACCGCACUAGAAAAGACUCAAAUAUACAUAGGCAUAAGUGUUGCAUUUCCACCUUGAGGUCUCGGUGGUCCCUUCUGCCAACAUCACCACACUGAAUACAAUAAACCUACUAAUGACUAUCAUCGUUGUCAUCGCCGUCGUCGUCGUCGUGGCCGCACGCACUCAAGUGUCCUCAGCUCGUGUCGUUUGCCGUCGCCUGGCUUUAAAGUGUCGAAAUUUACUGUUUGUGAACUAUUAUAGGUUACGAGAGAUGCCUUGCAGCAAGUCCCUAGCCACGGUUUCUUGAGUAUUUAGGUUCUAGACUAUGUUAGGGCACAGGAAAGAAUUUGUAUCAGUAAAUGUCAACGAAGAUCCCAAUUAGAACGCUUUAGCAAAUUUUCCUGUAGCGGGUAAAGAUCGUUUUGAAGGAGAUUACAAGUUACUAUACUGCAAGUACUAUUAGGGCCCAGUUAUUUAUCUAAUGUUACUGAGAAGGUGAAGGAGAUUACGGGAAAGAACGCCUGCUAGAUGCUGUCGGAGACAGUGAAGUUGAAAGAUCAAUCCUUAAAAUAAGUCGAGUUACGAAAUAUUGGAUAGCAUUCUAUCGUAAUACAGUUGUAGUGUAUUAGA
Messenger RNA from Armigeres subalbatus, 1938 nucleotides. Its product is annotated as NADH-cytochrome b5 reductase 2. The record is from RefSeq and is a predicted model, not a curated record. The coding region runs from base 301 to 1266 and encodes 321 amino acids. The transcript has 5 exons. NCBI's taxonomy places the organism in Eukaryota, Metazoa, Arthropoda, Insecta, Diptera, Culicidae. Gene Ontology annotation, molecular function: oxidoreductase activity; FAD binding.